Musa acuminata AAA Group (dessert banana) is the source of this 4363-nucleotide messenger RNA. RefSeq names its product plasmodesmata-located protein 3-like. NCBI's taxonomy places the organism in Eukaryota, Viridiplantae, Streptophyta, Magnoliopsida, Zingiberales, Musaceae. Gene Ontology annotation, cellular component: plasmodesma. The record is from RefSeq and is a predicted model, not a curated record. Gene Ontology annotation, biological process: plasmodesmata-mediated intercellular transport; transport of virus in multicellular host. The transcript has 8 exons. The coding region runs from base 2797 to 3726 and encodes 309 amino acids.
CCUGUGAAUGAUGAAUGACCUGAAUCCGACCCGAACGAUGGGUUUCCGAUGAUCCACUUGCACAGUUGUCCUUCCUCGAUUAUUUCGUCCCUUUUCCAAACGAUUGUAUUGUUCUGGCCGUUCGCAGCUUGGAGGAGCAAACUUUGCAGGACAUACUGCCGAUGCUCCGUCGAAUCAUCGCUCAGAUCCUUCGGCCUCGAGCGCUCCAGGAAAAUCGCGUUCAGGUCGCUCCGCUCGAGACUAGCGAAGCAAACUGAAGGGUCGACGAAGAUAUUUGAAUGAAACCAGAAAGGGUGGCCGGAGAAGAUCCCGGAGACGAAUCCGAAUCUUUCACCGCACUUUCCUGGGUACUUCUAUCGAAUUUGAACCCGGGUUUCACCCUUUUGACGAUCGACCCGAAGAGAGCGGUCGAUUCUUGUUCAAUCUUUCUUCGAUCCGGGGUUUGAUUUGAGGGGGCUCAUUCGGAGGGUAAGGACGUGGAUAUCGAUACCCUUCGCAUGCGCGAUGAGGGCGAAAAUGGCGUCGUUUUAUCAGGGUCACGUUAAUGCGACUCAGGUAACCUAAUCGAAUGCCUCGAAAGAAUUUACGCAAUUUAGUCUUUUAUUUUUUUUGCACCCAAUAAGUAAUUCGUGAAAAUGUUGUGAGUGUUAGCUGUUUGCUGUGUUCUCGAUGAUACUUUUUGAUAUCCGGUGAUAACGUCAGUUAGGGACGUACUUUGUGUGUCGGAACUAUCAGAUUCAUCAACAGCAAUCGGAGUUAGUCGAUCAGUUCUACACGAAUUUUAGUUCCACGGUGCGAUGUGAUGGGCGACGGAGUCUGCUCAAGGGAUGAUGGAAGGAGCAGAGGAAGAGGUAUAUCAGCCUGAAAUUUCAAGAGACAGUUGAGUGGUGCGGGCAUAAGGUUUAUAACAGCCGACCAAGAGGAAAUGGUAACCUCCAGCAGGUUCCGCACCAGCAAAGGGGCAUCUUGGGCAGUCAAGCUCCAAGAAACCUUGUGGAAGCUUAAUCAUAGAUAUUUAGUAUGUUGGUGCAGGCAUAUACCAUUAUCUUUCUUCUCUGUUCAUCAAAAGUUUCAGUGAGGACUUAUGCAGUAAAACCAGUAGAUUAAGGGGCACUAAGGAGGCUGGGUGGUCUUUGAGCACUCCCUGAUGCCUUACAUAAUCGAGGCAUUCUUGGGUGAUUGGCUCAUUGAAUAUUCUGCUGUUCGAUGCCAGCAGUGUCGGUGGCUUGAUUGGUAGCUACAGAUAUCUAGACAUGCAUAUAGUUCCUAUUCAAUUUUUUUCGUGUGAAACUUAAUAAGAAUAAAUGGCAGGAUUCGCUUUCAUUCUUGUAUUGCCUUAUUAAUGAUUGUGCUAGGUGUGACAAAACAUCUCCCGGAGUUGUCUUGUUCUGCAUGUUCAAAGAUGUCCUAUAUAGCUUGGUUGCAUGAGUUGUUGGCUAUUGACGGGUUCGGAGCGAGUCUGGGAUUUUGGGUGCUUGUGUUUUAUUUCGUUUUUAACAGCCUAGUGUCUUUUGUUUUUCUCUUUGCAAAGGAUAACAACUCGAGCUCAGGACUUAAUUAUUUUUACUCGCUUAGUUCUUCUAAACCAUUUUUCCAAGUCCUGCUAUUUUGGAAAAUAAAUAAGAUGUGUGAAUUGAUCUCAAAUAAAUGAUCGAGUAAUGUUGGUACAGCUUUAAGUUAACACGGAGAUAUAUACGGAAGUCAAUUGCUUACACUUUAAUCGUAUGAAGAGUCUUGGUGAAUGCUUGAUAUGAGCUUUUUGUGCAAUUAUUUGGUAACUAAUCUUUCUCAUAGAAACUCGAAAAAUCCCUACGGUGAUUUGUUUUCUUUUUUUUCUCCUGCAGUUCAACCAAAAUUAGCGUCUCCAAACUGAUACGCUCCCGGGAGAGGCAGAGGCAGAGGCGCCCGCCGAGGAAGCGGGAGGCGAAAGUUAUAGUGGCGAUGUCGGGGAAGCAGAAGAGGAGGCGGCGGCGACGGCUUGGCGGUGCUGUAACAGUCUGGACGUCAAUCCGGUGAUCGGCACCGCCCUUGUUGAUGCAUAAGGCGCGUACGCCAUACAGCGUGACACUUCCAGAGGACGAUCGAACUGUGCGACCUCUUUUAUUGCGGUGCUGACUACCUGUGGCGAUGCUGGAUGGGCGGACGAGGCCGAUAUAAUUACGUUGAUAUGAUGGUAUGUGCUCACGCUUGGCUGGUACGUUGGCCACUAUAUAUAUAUAUACAUAUUAUUCGUCGGUGUCGAAAAGGGUCGAGUCGCUGAGAAGUCGACAGAGCGGAGGGACCGUGGAGCACAGGAGGGCAGUGGGAAGCGUUGGAUGGAAGCCACGAGGAGGAGCAUGUCUUUAUUGAAGGACACAAUAAGCAAGGCAAAGAUUUAUGUUUCUUCCCAUCGUUCACACCCCACAUUCACAACACUCCAUGUGUCCCAGUUCUCCUACGUCUUUUGACUGGUUUCCAAGGGUAUGGUAAAACUAAACUAUUAUAUGAAAAGAAGAUGACUGGUAUGUAUAACUGGCAACUGGCAAUUCCCUAGUCAAAAGUUCGACACAGUUCUAGAAAAUGUCCCGAGUAUCCUCCGCCAAGCACUUAUUUCAAAGCGAAAGUUGUUGAAGAGAAAAGGUAACCCACUACAUCUUCCUUCGCUUAAAGGUAACUGAGAAGGAGAAGAUUAGAAUAAGAGCAAAAAGUUGGCGAAAGAUGCACCAGAGGGACAUUCCUUGACAGAGAUCGAGGGAGAAGGAGAGGGAGAGACAGACGAGAGGGAGAGAGUGUGCGAGAGAAGGGAAACCCUGGUAGAUGGGCAUUUCUGGAGCCCAACUCCAACACCACCGCCACCGCCACUCCCUUUCUCCUCCCCAGAUCUCUAAAACCCCAUUUCCACUCCUUACAAUAACCCUAACACUUCUGUCUCUUCUCUUCCUCUUCCCCGUCGUCGCGGGUGACCUCUACUCCCUGGUCUACAAGGGCUGCGCCAACCAGACCCUCUCGGGUAGUGGCUCCGCAUACAUGCAGCCCCUCGCCGCACUCUCCUCCGCCCUCACCGCCCGGGCCGCCUCCGCCAAGUUCUACAAAACCACCACCUCCUUGGCCGGCGGCGGCCAGCCCCUCUUCGGCGUCUUCCAAUGCCGCGGCGACCUCCCCCCCUCGGACUGCUCCGCCUGCGUCGGCCGAGUCCUCCUCAUGUGGGCGUCCCUCUGCGGCACCGCCGCCGCCGCCGCCCGAGUCCAGCUCAACGGGUGCUACGCUCUGUACCAGGCCUCCGGCUUCCCCCAGGUCUCCGGCACCCAGAUGCUCUACAAGACCUGCGGUUCCGGGCGGGGCGGUGGCGGCUUCGAGGUGAAGCGCGACACGGCCUUCUCCCAGCUCCAGAGCGGCGUCGCCGGCGGCCAGGGGUUCUUCGCCACCAGCUACGCGUCCGUAUACGCCAUGGCGCAGUGCGAGGGAGACCUCUCCGCCGGCGACUGCAGCGAGUGCGUCGCCCAGGCGGUUCAGAAGUCGGAGGUGGAGUGCGGCGCCGCCGCCUCCGGCCAGGUGUACCUCGACAAGUGCUACAUCAGCUACAGCUAUUACGCCAAUGGCGUACCUCACGGCGACAACAACAGCGGCGGAGGAGGGCAAACAGAGAAGACAGUGGCCAUAGUGGUGGGAGGGGCAGCAGGGGUUGGGUUCUUGGUGAUCUGCUUGCUGUUUGCCAGGAGUGUACUGAAGAAGAGAGAUGAUUAUUGAAGGUUGGUGGUGACUGGUAAGUGGCGCGGCAGUAAUAGAGGAGUAAUUGAAGGGAGAUGGAGUUUGGAGAGGGGAUUGUGUCCUUGUAUAGGGUUGGGCUUCACAGAGGAGGGAAUGGAUGUUUGUCCAUUGGGAAUGGAUUCGUGGCUGGAGCACAGAGCGGUCCUUUGGCUGUUUCCUUUUAUAAUGGUUUCAUCCAUCAUGUCAGAGAGGGGGAGGGAAUACUGGAUGACGGGUCCAAUCUGCUCUCACUGUGGGGAGAAGCACCUCUCUUCUUUUUCAAUCAUCAUCACGUAUAUCUGUCCCUACAUAGAGGGAUGGAAGUGUAUACAGAGAUUCAAGGGAUUAUUUUUGACACAAGACAUUCUCGAGUAAAUUUUGCAGAAUCCCUUUCUACCUGUUUCAGGGCUUUAAUAUAGUGGGCAAACUUUUGGAUCAUACCAAUCAGCAUUGAAAGGUCAGUCACAGGAUUAUACUCUUUUAGAGCUUAGUAUAGCGACAACAGUGGUCAUGAUAAUUUGUUUGAGUAGAUUGCUAUUACAGCUUGCAGUAAGUUUUCAUUGGUUUCUUGUAUCAGAACCCUUGAUGAGAUGUUCUGCUUCCUCCGUUAUAAUUCUAUUAUUUGUAAAUUUUUGUA